AUGGCUCCAGCUGCGGUGAGCGGUGGCCCCCAGCGGCCGCCCCGCCGCUCUUCCCCAGCAGACAUCCCCGGGGCCACCGUGAGCAGAGUGCCGGGAACCCCCGGAGCUGACCUCUUCCUGGGCCCUUCACAAUGGACCCUGAGGUCACACCCAGGAAGCGGCAGAACUGGCUAUGUCUCCGGAGGGGCGGCCCACCAGGCGGAGGUGGCGGCGACCCCGCUGCGGCUGCCCCUGCCAGACGCCAACGCUCCCGAGCCCUCCACAGCAGCAGCCGACCCCCCUAAGGAAGUCUGGCCCAGACUCAGCUGCCCAGACCAGGCUCGUGCUGAAAGGGUGUCCAUGACCUCGGAGGCCUCUUCCGGAAGCCGCCGUGCCAGGAGCAGGGUGCUGCGGAGCCAGGCCCGGGAGGAGGACAGUACCAUCCUGGUGACAUGGCCCUCGGCUGAGAGUGGCGACUCGUACGAGAGCACAGCCCACACCUCAGAGCUGAAUGGACACAAGGAGGCCGCCCACAGGGUGGGGAGCCCUUCCAAGCCCCAAAUAGCAGACUUCGUCCUCGUUUGGGAGGAAGACCUGAGGCUGGGUCGGCAGCAGGACAGUGCCACCGGGGACAAGACAGAACACGCGGCCUGGAGGGAGGCCUUUCUAGAUAACCUCCGUGCAGCUGGGCUGCGUGUGGACCAGCGCGACGUCCAGGACGAGGAGGGCGCCGUGCACUACGUCCUCCUCUCUGCCCCCUGGGCCGUGCUCUGCUGCUACGCGGAGGACCUGCGCCUAAAGCUGCCCCUGCAGGAGCUGCCCAACCAGGCCUCCAACUGGUCGGCGGGCCUGCUGGCGUGGCUGGGUAUCCCCAUCAUCCUGCAGGAGGACGUGCCUGAUUUGCCCCCUGAGUAUUACUCCUGCCAGUUCAAGGUGAGACUGGGGCCUCUCCCGGGGUUCCUCGGGAGUGACAACCAGGACACCUUCUUCCCCAGCACCAAGAGGCACCAAAUUCUGUUUGCUAACCCCCUGCGGGGCUGGGCUAGACCCAUGGGAGGCAGUGGAGUGUCCGGUGGAGGGAUUGAGGUAACUGAGGGACCUAGCCAUGGGUUCUACACAGGCUGGCUCCUGCCGGCAGCGGCGGUGGGCACUCUGGUGUUCCUGGUUGGCUGCUUCCUGGUGUUCUCAGACAUACCCACGCAGGAGUUGUGCAAUAGUGAGGACAACUUUGAGAUGUGCCCGCUCUGCCUGGGCUGCCCCUUCUGGCCGCUCUCCAGCGCCUGCACCCUGGUCCAGGUUGGCCGGCUCUUCGACCACGGAGGCACCGUCUUCUUCAGCCUGUUCAUGGCUCUGUGGGCCCUGCUGCUCCUGGAGUUCUGGAAGCGCAAGAGCGCCACACUGGCCUCCCGGUGGAGCUGCUCCAACUACGACGACAUCGAGAGGAGGCCUCGGCCCCAGUUUGCCGCCUCCGCCCCCAUGACAGCCCUGAACCCCAUCACUGGUGAGGACGAGCCUUACUUCCCAGAGAGGAGCCGCUUGCGCCGAGUGCUGGCAGGCUCCAUGGUGGUCGUGAUGAUGGUUGCCGUGGUCAUCAUGUGCCUUGUGUCCAUCAUCCUGUACCGGGCCAUCAUGGCCAUCGUCAUGUCCGGGUCGGACAACACCCUCCUCGCGGCCUGGGCCUCGCACGUCGCCAGCUUCACGGGGUCGGUGGUGAACCUGGCCUUCAUCAUCAUCCUCUCCAAGAUCUACGUGGCCCUGGCCCAUGUCCUGACAAGAUGGGAAAUGCACGGCACCCAGACCAAGUUCGAGGACGCCUUCACCCUCAAGGUGCUCAUCUUCCAGUUUGUCAGCUUCUGCUCCGCACCCAUCUCUGUCGCCUUCUUCCAGGGCAGGUUUGUGGGAUACCCGGGCAACUAUCACGCCUUGUUUGGGGUCCGCAACGAAGAGUGUGCAGUUGGAGGCUGCCUCGUUGAGCUGGCACAGGAGCUUCUGGUCAUCAUGGGCAAACAGAUCAUCAACAGUGUGCAGGAGAUCCUCAUCCCAAAGCUACAGGGCUGGUGGCAAAAGUUUCGGCUCUGCUCCAAGAAGAGGAAGGCGGGGCCUUCGGAGGAAGCUGGCCAGGGGCCCUGGGAGGCCGGCUACGAGCUUCUGCCCUGUGAGGGCCUGUUCGAAGAGUACCUGGAAAUGGUGCUGCGGUUCGGCUUCGUCAGCAUCCUCGCGGCCGCGUGCCCGCUCGCGCCGCACUUCGCGCUGCUCAGCAGCUGGGCGGAGGUCCGCCUGGACGCGCGCGAGUUCGUCGGCAUCGGGGCCCGCAUCCUGACGGCCAUCGCGCACCUGGCGGUCGGCAGCAACGCCUUCCCGCCGGCCUUCACGUCCGCCUUCCUGCCGCGGGCCUGCUACCGGUGGACCCGCGCCCGCCACCUCCGCGGCUUCGUCAACUUCACGCUGGCGCGCGCCCCGCCCACCCUCGCGUCCGCGCACAACCGCACGUGCAGGUACCAGGCUUUCAGGGAAGAUGAUGGGCAGAAUUCCCCGACCUACUGGAAUCUUCUGGCCAUCCACCUGGCCUUCAUCAUUGUGUUUGAGCACGUGGUAUUCUCCAUGGGCCGGGUCCUCGACCUCCUGGUGCCCGACGUUCCCGAGUCUGUGGAGGUCAAAGUGAAGCGGGAGUACUACCUGGCCAAGCAGGCACUGAGAACGAGGCUAUGGCUCCUAGAGACGGGCACACUGCAGGCUGCCGCGGUGGACAGGAGCUUGUGCGGGCAGCUCGAGGACUACGAAGCCUGCCUCACCAAGCCAACUCCCGGGAGCCGGCACACACAGCAUCCGGGCAUGUGUUAG
Odobenus rosmarus divergens (Pacific walrus) is the source of this 2820-nucleotide messenger RNA. It is a transcript of the gene ANO7, whose product is annotated as anoctamin 7. The record is from RefSeq and is a predicted model, not a curated record. Lineage: Eukaryota; Metazoa; Chordata; Mammalia; Carnivora; Odobenidae. Gene Ontology annotation, molecular function: protein dimerization activity; chloride channel activity. Gene Ontology annotation, biological process: calcium activated phospholipid scrambling; chloride transmembrane transport. Gene Ontology annotation, cellular component: plasma membrane.